Paramisgurnus dabryanus is the source of this 1428-nucleotide messenger RNA. It is a transcript of the gene akr1a1a, whose product is annotated as aldo-keto reductase family 1, member A1a (aldehyde reductase). NCBI's taxonomy places the organism in Eukaryota, Metazoa, Chordata, Actinopteri, Cypriniformes, Cobitidae. The record is from RefSeq and is a predicted model, not a curated record. Gene Ontology annotation, biological process: aldehyde catabolic process. Gene Ontology annotation, molecular function: alcohol dehydrogenase (NADP+) activity.
UUGACCUUAGUGAGUGAGCUCUGAUCGGUGUAAAUCUGUGUGCUGAAACAUUUUAGGUCAAUGGUAAACCAUGACAGAGGUAACAAUCACUCUACUUACGGGUCAGCAGAUGCCAGCAGUUGGUCUAGGAACAUGGAGAAGUGACCCAGGACAGGUUAAGCAGGCGGUGCUGACAGCUCUAGACUGUGCCUACAGACACAUCGACUGCGCAGCUGCUUACGGCAAUGAGCGAGAGGUUGGGGAAGCCCUUACUGAACGAGUUGGACCUGGAAAGCCUCUGAGACGAGAAGACGUUUUUGUGACCUCAAAGUUGUGGAACACCAAACACCAUCCAGAUGAUGUGGAAGAGGCCUGUAAGAAAUCUUUGUCAGAUCUGGGACUCAGUUACUUAGAUCUGUACCUCAUGCACUGGCCAAUGGCCUUUCAGAGAGGAGAUGAGCUGAUGCCCAAGCGACCUGAUGGAACAAUUUAUUAUGAUGACACUCAUUACAGAGACACAUGGGCAGCCAUGGAGAAGCUAGUUGACCAGGGGCUGGUAAAAGCAAUUGGUCUUUCAAAUUUCAACGCAAGACAGAUUGACGACAUUCUCAGCAUUGCCAAACACAAGCCAGUGCUCAACCAGGUGGAGUGCCAUCCAUACCUAAUCCAGACUCAGCUAAUAACCUACUGUAGGAGUCGAGGACUGGCAGUAACAGCCUAUAGUCCUCUAGGUUCUCCUGAUCGGCCUUGGUACACACCUGGUGAGCCCUGUCUGCUGGAUGACCCAAGGGUUGUCAAUAUGGCUAAACACUAUAACAAGACCUCCGCACAGGUCAUCAUCAGAUGGCAUUUACAGAGGGGUGUCGUUUGCAUUCCCAAAAGUAUCAACCCAUCCAGGAUCAAACAAAAUAUUGAGGUGUUUGAUUUUAAAUUAUCUGAUGAAGACAUGAGGCUUAUUGAAUCCUUUAACAAGAACAAGAGGCUCAUUAUACCAACUAUAGAGAAAAAUGGAAAGGUUUGGAGAGAUGCCAACCAUCAACAUUUUCCAUUUCAUGACCCAUAUUAACUUUAUUUACAAAAGAAAAAAACCUGUAAACCAAUUAAACUUUCUAGAGUUUGCACCUUUAACAUCAAAUUCAUAAAAAGUUGCAUAUUAAACUUGUCAAUUGUUUCAUGGACAAUUAUGUUGUAUGACAAUGAAUAGAUCACUGAUAGUCAUGUUUGAAACAAUCAACAAAUUUUAAAAAUCAAGUUCGAUUACAAAACAAAAGAUCAAGAACAACGACCAUAAGCCAAACUCUUAACAGUUGUUAUAAUGCAAGUUAGGAUGUUUGUAGAUAAACUUAAACAAAACAUUACAAAGUUGGGUCCAUUUCGUCAAUUUUAUUUAACAUUUUUCAAACUUGUAAUACAUUAUAUGCUACAUUCAUUAAAAAAAUGAAGUCAUUA